Bradysia coprophila is the source of this 2043-nucleotide messenger RNA. RefSeq names its product Tubulin tyrosine ligase-like 12 (gene TTLL12). Gene Ontology annotation, biological process: protein modification process. Gene Ontology annotation, cellular component: cytoplasm. Lineage: Eukaryota; Metazoa; Arthropoda; Insecta; Diptera; Sciaridae. The record is from RefSeq and is a predicted model, not a curated record.
UCUUUAAACCCAGCAGAAAUAACAUUCAAUUCACACACAUGAAAGUCCGGCCAAACCUCACUUUUAUUGAAUGGUAAAUAUUGUGCUACAGUGUGAACGAAGUAAAAUUUGAAUUUCCCGAAAAUGGAUGGGGUAACUCUCUACGCAACAUUUUUACAUCUUCAUCGUCCUCAGCUUGUGGCCUCCGGUAUACCGGAACACUACUGGGAAGUACUUCACAGGAAAUUGUGUCAACAAAUAUUUGACGCAAGCGAAGCACUCUCUCUGAUGAUUAUUGAAUACGAUAACAGAACCGAGGAAGACCCCAUUACCACUGUUGUUGUACACAAAGAGGACGGUGUUCGGAAAGACGAUCCUCAACACAUCUACAUUGUCGACCAUGCCUGGACCUUUCGAUUGGAUACGGUUCGAUCUCAAUUGCGUCAAAUUCCUGGCCUGCUGGUUAGAAUGGCGAAUAUAAUGGGCGUUGAUAAUGAUCAACCGGAAGAUGAUUGCAUUGAACAAGUUUCCGAGAAGAUGUGGAAAUAUUGUCAAAUGUACUCGAUCGGUGCGGAUGGCCUUAAUAUUGAGUCACAGAUGCCGAUUUGGUAUAUCCCCGAUGAGCUUGGAUGUGGCGUUAAUCAUAGUGAUACGCCAAAUUUUCGACUGGUGCCGUUCAUGUUUAUGCCCGAACAAAUAACUUACAGCGUACUCUUUCCAAUAGAAGAUUGCGAAGAAGGAACAAUCGUAACGCGUGACUACGUAGAAGGAAACCAUCCCAGUGCUGAUGUUAAGAAAGCCCUGAUGCUUCCAUGGAAGAAUUCUUCGUUUACUCAUAUCAGUUUCCAGCAGAAGGAACCGUCAGAAGAAUAUUUUCUGGAUGGGCACAUUGAAGAAAGUCUACCAGCCGAGGUGUCUCCGCCAGUCGUUGACCCUUCCCGGCCAUUGAAAGUUUUUACGACCUACAUUUACAUACGACAAUAUCUGAACGAUCCGUUGUUCGAGCUGGUGGACGAUGAAAAUGAUGCAGACAUCCUCUGGCUGACGACGCAUUUUAAAACAUUCAAUGAACUGAGUACUGCCACUCCGAAUCGUUUCAUCAACCAGUUUCCAUUUGAGAAUGUUUUAACGAUCAAGGACUUGCUUGCUGCUGUCUGUCGAAGAGUUCAAGUCGACCAACGUGCCAAUGAAUCGCAAGAAUCAUUAAAAACGUUUCCGAAUUGGCUUCCAACUACAUUCAACCUCAAAACUGAGCUUCUGGAAUUUGUCUCGUAUUUCCAGCGAAGAGCAGAAAAGGGGCUAGACAACCAUUGGAUAGUCAAACCGUGGAAUUUGGCUAGAGGCCUGGAUACGCACAUCACAGACAAUGUUGGAAAAAUUAUGAGACUACAACCGACGGGACCGAAAAUCGCCCAGAAGUAUAUCGAGAAUCCGGUACUGUUUGAUAGGCCCGAAGUUGGCGGUAAAGUGAAAUUCGACGUUCGUUAUGUAAUACUGUUGAGCAGUGUCGAUCCACUGGACGCUUACAUUUACCGAAACUUCUUUCUACGGUUUGCUAACAAACCAUUCGCACUGAAUCGAUUCGACGAUUACCAGCAACAUUUUACUGUCAUGAAUUACAACGAGCAAGUCCAAUUGCGACACAUACCGUGCAAGGAAUUUUUGGAAAUGUGGAAUGUUCAGUAUCCCGAUUCUAGUUGGAUGGAAAUCGAAAAUGGCAUUUGUGACAUGCUGAAGGAAGUGCUGAUUGCAGCAACAAUGAAGAAGCCUCCGUCGGGCAUCGGUAAAUGUAAACAGGGUCGCGCACUUUAUGCUGCAGACAUAAUGUUGGAAUGGGAGAAUGGAAAGAUGGCGCCGAAGUUGUUGGAAAUUAAUUGGACUCCGGACUGUAAACGAGCAUGCGAAUAUUAUCCCGACUUCUACAAUAAUAUCUUCAAGUUGCUGUUCCUCAACCAAAUGAAUGACAGUGCUUUCCGGAAAAUCACAUUGUAGGCCUUACAUUCGAGUUUGCGAAUGGUUAAAUGGUUGACAUUGUUUGCGUUUGCCCCAAUAAAUUUUUUUUAA